This is a messenger RNA of Paramuricea clavata, 5584 nucleotides long. The record is from the annotation of a GenBank genome assembly. Lineage: Eukaryota; Metazoa; Cnidaria; Anthozoa; Malacalcyonacea; Plexauridae.
GUUUCUCCUGCGGUGAAACAAGGUAGGGAACUUGAAGUUUAUAUCAAAUCAUAUGAAGUGCGAGUUAAUUGUAUCAAACAAGCAUGCCCCUAUUUCACUGUAUAUAUAUAAAGAAUAUUAUACACAUCGGGGCGAAGAUAUGAUUUUUAUCUUCGAGUGGUGAAAACAAUAUUUUAUAUAGUAAGGUUAGUUUACGUUGUUCGAGUAUGUCUAGUUUAUAAUUUAUGGCUAUUUUACAUUGUUCGAUUACAUAGUAUCUUUCAAGCGGAAUUUGUUGGUGGUAUUUUCGUAUUUCGACUGCAAAUACUCGCAGAGUUCUGUAAUAUUUAAUCUUCCCGUCAUAUGUGUCGAAAAUCUAUAAUUCCGGAUCGAAUGGUGUUAAGGCCGUUUUCCAUAUUAACGUUCGCUUUGCCCGCGCGGGCGAAGCGUUCAUCGUUCUUGACGCCCGUCACACCCGCGUGAGCAGAUUUUCAAAGCCCGCUCCGCCCGCGCGGGCAAAGCGACUGCAAUGGGAACAGGCCUUUAAGCCAAUCACAACUUGCUCAGAAACAUCAUUGAACAAUGACGUCAGAGAUCAUGGGAAGGGUACAUAGAGAUUCAAAGGGUAUAUAGAGAUACAGUUAUAUAUAGAUGCACAGUUCGCGUCACAACCUGGUGCGCACGUUGGCUGUUCUCACCAUGUCAUGACGUCAUCUCUGUAUGUACCAAACUGUACAGGCAGCGGGAAAAUAUUGUAAAAGUACGACAUAAUAUUAAGCAGGCUAUAGGCACUUAUUUGAAGAAGGUUUUCUUUUUCGAGCAUAAAAAACAUCUGGCACCCAAAGUAAACUGAUGCACAUUAUUCAAGUUUCCAUAGUAUUGUAGUUACCAAUUUCAGUCGCUCAUAUUCUUCCAAUCUUGCUUAGAUAAUUAUUCUAAUUUUAUGUGUACUUACAUCUACAUUCUUGAGGCACCUUAGGCUUAACAUGAGAGGAGUGUAUUCAUUUUAUGAGUCAAGCUCGAGCCCGAGUCAAGCUCGAGUCACGAGGCCAAUUCGAGUCAAGCUAAAAAUUUCUAACUGUAUACAAUCGCCUACACACUUCCCAGAAAAGCUUUCUCACAUCCUCGACAUACAUCCGAAAUCAACUAUUAUACUUCCUGUUUUCCUCAAAAAUGAAGGUUACCAGCCUGUGUGCGGGUUAUAUAUAUGAAAUUGAAACAAUGGCCUCUGGGUGAAGGUAUAGUAAAAGCAUGGUUUUCUUAAAAAUAUGUUUGCAAUCUGUUUCAAUCAUAUUAUAAACCGUUACUCGAAGUGUGCAGUUUUUCAUCUACUUGUCUUUUAAGGUCCAUACAUGCAGAGCGGACGCGAUUCGGCAACGCGAAUUUUCAAUGACAUUUAACUUCAAUAUUUUUCUAUAUUUUUCAAAUAUUCGGAACCACUUAAGCAAUUUUAACUAUUUGGUCUGCAUAUUUUGUAAAAUUUUUAACCGUUCACAGUUUUAUUUGUUUUUAAAAACUGAAAAUUCGCGUCGUGUUGCCGAUUCGCGUUUGGUCUGUGUGGGCCGCUAAGGUGGCUUGCUACACUUUUUUAAAAACUAAGGAUUUUCUGAUUUGAAUAUGAAUUUCUGGAGAAUUAUUAUUUGUUUUAAAACAGAGAGUAUCUGAUUGGUAAUAACACAAUAACUAAGGAGUUCGGAAUUUAAAAAAAACUCCUAACUGCCGUUGUUAUGGCAACAAUGACGUCACAAUAUGGCGGAUAUUUUAAGUUUAAAGUAACUUAACUUAGUUAAAAUUUGAGUAAGUAAUACGUUUCUUUACGUCUAAAAUUAUGGUAUUACAACAAUAUUCAAAUAUAGGCUUUGCAAAGGCUGCACAAAACGGUUGUCGGCUUACCUGCUCGCAAAUUAGGAAUUACCGGAUUAAAUUAAUUUCUCACAAACAGAAUUCCCAUAGUCGUUGUCUCACUUGUCUGUACAUUGGCUCGUCCACAGUCCCAUAAAUAUAUAGCGGUUCCAUGGCCUUUGCCGUAAAAGGACGCCCAGGCAUACGGGAAUAAACCAUCGCAUUCCCAUCAUUCAACGUGAGAUAAGCGACUGGGCCGAGUCAGUUUGUGGAACAACAAACAACAAGCGACGGUGAGAAUGUAAAUAAAGAAAGAUGCGCUAUUUCAUAAAGUAUAUUUACCUGCAUCAAAAUUGGAAAUUAAAAUAUCAAAAUUGUCAAAUUAGCGUAAAAGCGCAAAAACGAAGUUUAUAGGUUGACUCGAAUUUGAUCGUGACUCGAAAUUGACUCGUGACUCGAAAUUGACUCGCGACUCGUGCUUGACUCGGGCUCGAGCUUGACUCGUGAAAUGACCUAUCUCACAUGAGAGUGACCUUCAAGGCUUUUUAUUUUAUCGAAACGUGAAAGUAAAACAAACAUCCAAGGCAGGGUCGGACCAAACGAAAGAUGCUAACAUUUCAAAUAUAAAUACAUAAUUGAAAAAGUUAUUUGCUUAUUUUGUUUCAGUUGAUCCUGUAGUGCAAUCAUUACUUAAAAAUUCAACCAUCUUGGAUGAUGAUACUGACGAUGCGCAGCAACUAGUAGAGUGGAUGAAAGACAAGAAGUUUGGUUGGCAAAUUUGUUAUCGAGCCUCGGAAGACGGCUGGGGAUCAGCAGAUUUUCAUAGAAAGUGUGACGAUGUAGGACCCACAGUGACCUUGAUCAAAUGUGGAACUAACGUCUUUGGGGGUUUUACAGAUCAGAGCUGGAAAGUAUCAGGUAUCAAAUAUUGUCUUUGUCUUUUGAAAAUCCUAAGUAAACUAGUAUAUUCAAAAUACCAAUAUACCAUUUUUAUGUAACAGGACCAUGUGUGCAAACAGUAUUCAUCACAGCUCAAAAUUGUGUUGAUAACAGAGAUCUUGCUAUCGAACGUAUCGAUAAUAAAACCUAUAGAUAGAAUCGCUAAUCCCCAUCACAAAGCAGACUGAAAACGGACAAGCUGGGUAGUAGAGGUGUGCAAAUCCGAUCCGAUUCAGUUCGAAUUUCGGAACCAAAAUAUUCAUAUCGGAUCGGACUUCGAUAUCCGAACUGAUAAAAUGAAUUAAUUAUCCACGCAUUAUCGCAAGAAUUAAUUAUCCAUGCAUUUAUCAAAGCAUUCAUCGCGGUUGUCGCUGCACUAUUCGUUUGAUACUUCAAUUGGACGCCACUUUGUCAGCUUCUCGACAUGUAUUUCUUGCUUUUAUAUUUACUUGGUUAAAUAUUUCAACAUGAAUGAGAAAUUUAUUUUAUUUGAAGAAUUCUUCGGAUCGGAUCGGAUUGGAAUUCUUUAUCAAAACUCGAAUCGGAUCGGAUUAGACAAUUUCGGAUCGGAUUUUAAACAUUAGCCAAUUGUCGGAUUAUAAACGUCCAAUCCGAUCCGAUGCACACCUCUAUACUGGGUAGCUACAGCGCAGGGUUAAGAAUGUUUACUCCGACCACGAGGACAACGCAACCGUAAUAGAAUAUCCCUAAGCACUAAACAGAUUGCUUACUUGCCACUUGCCACGUAUACUGCAAGUAUUCCUCCACGCGUAUCAAAAAUUAUUCAACAUGUAAAGCUAUUGUUUAAAAUUAAAGGCCACGGAUGACAAGAAAAGCUUUCGACUGAAAAGCACCGCACAUCGUAGUCUUCUUCUGCUUAGGAAAUCGAUUACGAAUACAUUUUGCUAAGCAUAUAGCUCUAGAGUGCGCUGGGCUAAAAACUAAUUAUAUGAAAAAAUGUUCUUUUCUUUAAGCUCAAUGCGGUGGAUGUAAACGUUCCAAUCUUUCAUUUGUAUUCUCGCUUCGAAAUAAGGAAAAAUUGCCGCCGUUCAAAUGCCCAAUUAAGAAUGAUCAAAUUGACAAAGCUAUCUGGUGUCAUCCAAGCAAUGGAGCAAACUUUGGUGGUGGUAAUCUGUACAUCGCUAACAGUGCUAACACAAACCAAAUGUCGUACGCCACGUGUUUUGGAAGUGUUUACAAACUUCCCCAAGGAUACCAACCUUGCACUCCACAAACCCAAUCACUGCUUGCGGGAAGCGAAAACUUCACACCAACAAAGAUAGAAGUUUUUUGUUAGAAAAAGGUACAAAAUUCAAAACUGAACACUAUAGCUACCUCUUUUCAGUAGAACUUAUGUCAAUUUACGACGCGUUUCAUGAAACCUGAUAAGGGACCGUUCAUUAUUUAUACCAGGGGUUGGUGCCGAAGAGAUAUGGGUUGGGUAAUCAAGUUUUUGACUAGCUCAUGGGUUGGGUAGAAAAAUUAUGGCUGUCUGUCAGCUAUAAAAUCAAAUAAAAUUACCAUGCAUUGGAAAAUCUGAAGAAAAAUGUACAAUUAACAUUCUGUACCAAUAUAGACCAUCAGUGAUUGAGGAAGGACUCUAUCAUUGAUCAGCAGAAACGGGAUUGCUUUGGCACACUCAGUGAAUUUGAGUGUGAGUGAGCUUUUAAAAUUUAGGCAACUUGAUUUCUGUCACCAUAAUCUCGUGUGUUUAAUUAUUAUGAAGUACAGUAACACAUGGGUUGGGUAAACAUUAUUUUGACCAAUGUUGAGGUUGGGUAAAUAAAAAAUUUACAGUGUUUUUCGCUUCUCUUCGGUACCAACCCCAGGUAUAAAUAAUGAACGGUCCCUAAGCUAGCUAUACCAUAAAGUUGAAUACGUUUUGUACAUCCAGUUGUACUACGCUAAGUUUAAGAAUGCUUAAAAACGUAAAACACAGUGUUAUUUUGUUGCAUUUCGAGAGACCGAUUGAGUAACUAUAAGGACUAAUAUUUUGACGCGGUAUAUACGUUAGAUUAUUUUUCUUUUUUCAUUGAAAAAGACGUUGAAAUUAAGAAACCGCGACACUCAGUUUACAGUAAAUGUUUAUUUUCCGGCACUAUAUCUUUAAAGAUUCUACUAAAAACAUUUUAUUUUGGGAAGCUCCCGAAAACAGCAAAAUAUUCUGCAAAAAUAAAUACUGUUGUAGAAACAUAACUUUUAGGCAGCUAGCGAAAGCCGUUGCAAAAAAAUUAGUCAGCAUGCAAAAGUAAGAUUUUUUAUCCGUAUGCCGAAGCGCCUGCCGUAAACCUCCGAAUAUAAACCCCCGGCCCUAGCUCCAUGCACUCCCCCUAUGUAUAAGCCCACAAAAAAUACCUACGAACGAAUAUAAGCCCAUGCAGCCCUUAUAUUCGGAGGUUUACAGUCAGGGCCGUAUUGACCGGGAGGUGUCACACAACCCCCAAUAAUUGCGAGAUAAGUUUAAUUAAAAAUUCAGGUAAAAAACGUGUCCAUGUCUGAAGUCGGUGAAGUAUUAGCAUAAUAGCAUUUAAUAUAAGAUUUAUUAUAAGUUUAGCAGCAGGGACGAUACUAAAAUAUUUGAGAGAAUGAAAAAUCCAAUAUCCGGAAAAUGUUGUAUAUAAUGUCCGGAACAAUGUUUUAACCCUCCGACUUUGCUCGCAGGGUAUUGUUUGAACUGCUAAAAACAGUAACCCGCCAACAUAACGCAGGUUUUGAACAUGACUUUACGCCUUAUGAAUACUUUCUCUAAAACGCUGAUUAACUACAAUUAAAAAAGCCCAGCACGAAAUGCAUUUCUAGGUGUGGAAAAAUACAAACAUUAUAG